AUGAACCACAAAACAACCAAGACCAAUUUCAUGACUAAUAUGACCUCCACCGAAUCUGCAAGCCCAAUCACAGAGCUAGCGCUCUUUCACCUGAAACCAUCAACUGACCGAGCAACCAUUCGAAGGGAACUAUCGUCAGCCGCAAAGGCCCAGGCCUCUUACUCCAAGUACCCGACCUACCUGUUCGCCCAGAUCGAAGACCCAUCAUACAUCUACCUCCUCGGAGGCUGGAGUUCUGUGUCGGCUCACAUGGACGAUUGGAUCCCCAGCUCCACUAACCAGUCCUUACUUGCCUCUCUCAAGGAGAAGUUAGAUCUUGUGUACUUGAUUCAUAUCGAACUUGAUCCUGCUGAGCUCGGUGUGUUCGGUUCGCCUGUCGGAGGAUCAGGAGAGGUGCCAAUAGUUGAUGCCCCCGUGAUGGCUAUCGGGCGCUACUUCCUGAAGACUGGUCAGAAGGAAGCGUUCUUGAACAGGCUUGGAGAAGCGAAGAAGCACUUGGAGGCGUAUAUUGCUCCGAGGGUGUUGAAGGGUGGAAUUCGGGUGGAACCCAAGGAUAAAACGGACGAUGGUGUGGAGAAAGAGGAGUUCGUGCUCUUUAGUGGUUGGGGGGAGGUGCAGGAUCAUUUCCAAUUUGCAGAGCCCGAUGGGAUCAAGGGGUUUAGUCAGAUAGAGGACAUCUUGGAAGGGGAGGAGAUCAUGCAUGUAUCUGUUUGGGACUGA
Molecule: messenger RNA, 720 nt
Organism: Aspergillus oryzae RIB40
Lineage: Eukaryota; Fungi; Ascomycota; Eurotiomycetes; Eurotiales; Aspergillaceae
Exons: 1
Coding region: 1-720 (239 amino acids)
Source: RefSeq, a predicted model, not a curated record